Molecule: messenger RNA, 2239 nt
Organism: Pungitius pungitius (ninespine stickleback)
Lineage: Eukaryota; Metazoa; Chordata; Actinopteri; Perciformes; Gasterosteidae
Gene: heca
Product: hdc homolog, cell cycle regulator
Source: RefSeq, a predicted model, not a curated record
GAAAGUGUUGAAACUAUUAACUCCGAGAUUUCCCACAUGCCCUGAAUCCAUCAUCAGUCGCAGACGGUCGAUAAGGGGGGCGGGGUCCCGUGACGUCAGGGCGUUGAAGAAAACAGCAGAGCAGGAAUCAAAACAAGAGACGGACACGCCUUCGUCCUUAAAGGUUAUAGCAGCUUAUAAUUUAUAACUAGUGCUGUAAUCGUUGCAUAAAAGCCUGCCUCUCAUCCACGAGGAAACCAAUAACAACAACAACAACAACCCAAAGAAAAAGCACUGCUAAAAAAAAAAAAAAAAGAAGCACUGCAGAAAUGGAGUCCACAGAAAUGUCCAACAGCGUUGACAGCAGCCGUCGAUAGAGGUCGAAACCAACACUGGCAGCCAAAUCCUGUGCCAUGCCCAACCAGAAGAACAACAAGGGAAAGAAGAGCAAACGCACGAACAGCAGCGGGGAUGAGCAGGAAAAUGGAGUCUGCGCGGCGGCAACAGGAGGCGCGACGGCGGCGGCGCCCAGAGCCGAGCGCUCGAGUGAGGGCCAGUGCGCGACCCCUCUCUGCUGCACCUUGGACCGCCCCGUCGACCUGGAGAAGGACAACUACCAGCGGGUGGUGUGCAACAACGAGCUCUGCCCCCACGGCAACUGGAUGCACCUGCAGUGUUUCUACGAGUGGGAGAGCUCCAUCCUGGUGCAGUUCAACUGCAUCGGGCGCGCGCGCUCCUGGAACGAGAAGCAGUGCCGGCAGAACAUGUGGACCAAGAAGGGCUACGACCUGGCCUUCAGGUUCUGCUCGUGCCGCUGCGGCCAGGGGCACCUGAAGAAGGACACCGACUGGUACCAGGUGAGGCGGGUCCACGACGAGCGCAAGAAGAAGCCAACGGAGAGGAGCAGGAACGGGUCCAGCGGGGGGGGGGCGGCGGCGGCGGCGGCGCCCGCGGGGCCCGCGGGGGACGGGCUUUUUGACGAGCCCAGGAGAAGCAAGCCCCCAGGGGCCGCCGGGGUCGGGGGAGGCAAGCUCCUCCACAGGGCCUCGAGUCAGGACUUGCCUCGGAGACAGUCGGUGGACCGUCAGAACUCUUCGGAGAGGGGAGCCGCGGGGGGGUUCCCGGCGGGAGGGGCCUAUUCUCUGGGGCACCCUCUAAAGUCACCAUGUGGCUCCCCGGGACAGUCCCCGCCCACCGGCUUCCCUUUCUCCCCCGCCGCCGUCUUCGGGGCGGCGGCGGGGCUCCGAGGUUCCCGUCAGCUGGGAGAGUUCUUCCGACCCGCCGUGCACGCGGAGCCGCAGAGGAAACACCCGCAGGCCGGGGGGCCUCCGGCCCGGGGGGGCGGCGGCGGCUGCCCGACGGGGGCCUCCGGCGGCGGAGCGCACCUCGACCCGGGGUCCGUGAUUGCCCUGCCGCUGGCCUUCGCCCUCCCGCUCCACCACCAGCGGCUCGCCCCCGGGGGCCCGGGUGGCGACGGCGCGCGGCCCCACCCGGUGCAGUUCCUGAGGAGGCUGGACCUCUCGGAGCUGCUCGCCCACGUCCCCCGCCACAAACUCAACACGUACCACGUCCGCAUGGAGGACGAUGCCCAGGUGGGCCAGGGGGAGGAGCUGCGCAGGUUCAUCCUGUCGGCCCUCAGCGCGAGCAACAGGAACGUGCUCAACUGCGCGCUGUGCCACAGGGCGCUGCCCGUGUUUGAGCAGUUCCCUUUGGUGGACGGGACUCUGUUCCUCAGCCCUUCGCGCCACGAGGAGAUCGAGUACGACGUCCCCUGCCACCUUCAAGGCAGGUUGAUGCACCUCUACGCCGUCUGCGUGGACUGCCUCGAAGGCGUCCACAAGAUCGUCUGCAUCAAGUGCAAGUCUCGCUGGGACGGGAGCUGGCACCAGCUGGGCACAAUGUACACCUACGACAUCCUGGCUGCUUCCCCGUGUUGCCAGGCCCGUCUCAACUGUAAGCACUGCGGGAAGCCGGUGGUGGACGUCCGAGUCGGGAUGCAGUAUUUCUCAGAGUACAGCAACGUCCAGCAGUGCCCUCACUGCGGCAACCUGGACUAUCACUUUGUGAAACCUUUCUCCUCCUACAAAGUACUCGAGGCUUAUUGACAAAUGCUGCGCGUGCAGGAUAGUUAAGCUGCUUUUUUUUUAACACAAUCUAGGAAAGAUUUUUAUUUUUCGGGGGGGGGGGCCUUAAGGUGAUUUUAUGUUUUUAAGUUUGAUCUCUUGUGGUUCCUUUUUUAUGUAUAUGGGGGGGGGGGGGG